CUCUUAUGACCCUUCUACUCAGGAAAAAUCCGGAAUAAGCAAUAGCCCCGAUGGUUCUGACUAUAAAAGACGGCGCAGAUCCUUCCCAGCCACCACAAGCAGCUCACCGCUCCACACCGCUGAACCUUCCUUCACUGGGCAUCAUGAGAGCUCUGACCCUCGUACUGAUGGUGGCCGUGGCCCUGACGGCGCUGGUGGUGGUGCAGGCCAUGCCAGAACCCUUCCCUGACCCGGACCCCGAGGCUCUCGCUGAUCCUGAUGCCUUGGCACACAGAUACGGAGGUGGAUUCGGUGGAUUCGGUGGACACCACGGAGGUGGAUUCGGUGGAUUCGGCGGAUAUCACGGAGGUGGAUUUGGUGGAUUCGGUGGACACCACGGAGGUGGAUUCGGUGGAUUCGGUGGACACCACGGAGGUGGAUUCGGUGGAUUCGGUGGACACCACGGAGGUGGAUUCGGUGGAUACCACAGAGGUUAGUGAAAGGAACGUCCCCGACACGCAGGGAGAAGCAGGCAAGCAUACACCAUCUUGAGGACAACAUAUGGGCGUGUCAAUCGGCGCCGCCUCUCCACCCACAUUGUCUUCAUCCGGCCACACUUCACUCUAGUGGUGGGUGACCUGCUUCUUGCCAAGUUUUAACAAUGUGACCGUUCCGUUAAAUACAUCCCUGCUAAUCAUACACUUUGGCAGAUUUCACUAUUUUACGAAAAAACUGUUCAAAAUAAACGUAUUUUAGUAU
This is a messenger RNA of Scylla paramamosain (green mud crab), 738 nucleotides long. RefSeq lists its product as uncharacterized. The coding region runs from base 51 to 476 and encodes 141 amino acids. The record is from RefSeq and is a predicted model, not a curated record. The transcript has 2 exons. Lineage: Eukaryota; Metazoa; Arthropoda; Malacostraca; Decapoda; Portunidae.